AUGUCAGAUCUAGCAGUCGGUCAGAUCGUUCAGCUGACCGACGGCCGCAAUGGCGUCGUACGCUUCGCCGGCACCACCCAUUUCGCCUCGGGCGAAUGGGUCGGCAUUGAAUUGGAAGAUGACUCUGGAAAGAACGACGGCAGCGUCCAGGGCGAGCGCUACUUUGACUGUUCCAUGGGACGAGGCAUGUUUGUGCGGCCGUCGACCCUGACUAUUCUCGCCCAGGCUCCAGCUCCAGCUGCGGCGCCGGCCGCCCGACCUACCGUCAGGAAGACGAGCAGGCCCAGCAGCUUCGUGCCCGGCACGGGCAGGGUGCCGAGUGUCACCGACCCGAGCAUGGUCAAGCGGAUGAGUCUGAACGCUGCUAGUCCCAGCCCGGCCCCGCGCACAUCUCGACCUGCGAGCGUCGUACGGUCUCCUACGAAGUCGCCAACGAAGCAAAUUGGUUCGACCACCUCGAGCACCGCACCCUCCCGGACCGGCACACCUUCGAACGCCAAAGGCACCGCUGCCACGAGAACUCGCCCGGCAGUAGGUGUUCGCACCUCCAUGGGGCCCCCUCCGAUCCCUCCCGCACGAGUGACCCGACAGCCAUCAACAUCGUCAGCAACAGGUCGCCCUCCCGCGAGGCCGCUUUCCAACCGCCUCUCCUUGUCCGGUUCGCGCAACGUGCCCAAGCCAGAUCCCCUCCGACGCCCAUCGGCCGAUUCGCAAGCAGGCAGGGAGCCCGGUUCGGCAGCAGACAGCGGCGACGACGGCAGGAGCAGCUCGCCAUCUAAGGGACCGGCUGAUCUGGCCUCACCGCAUGCCACGAGCCCGGUGCAGGCUCGGACCAACGCGCUCGAGCGGUUGACCUCGGGCAGGACGGCGACCACGACAGCACGGUCGCCGGCCACGGCCUCUCCGCGAACGGCCGGCGGGAACACGGCUGCGGCGCGGGAGAACGAAGACCUCAAGGCGAAGCUCCGUAGAAUGCAGGAGCUCCGCAAGCAGAUCAAGGAGGCCGAGACGCGGUUCGAGGCCGUGGAGCAGAUGCAGGCCGAGCAUGAGACGGCCCUGGAGCUGGCCACGCUGGACCGUGAGAUGGCGGAAGAGACGGCCGAGGUGCUCAAGGCUGAGCUCGAAGCGUUGAAGCAGAAAUCAGAGGAGCUUGAGUUAGAGGUGGAAAUCUUGCGAGAGGAGAACGAGGAGUUUAGCCAGGGCAUGACCCCCGAAGAGCGGUCAAGCACGGGCUGGCUGCAGAUGGAGAGGACGAACGAGCGGUUGAGGGAAGCACUGAUACGAUUGCGCGACCUGACCCAGGCUCAAGAAGCCGAACUUCGAGACCAGAUCAAGGCCUUGGAGUCUGACCUGCAAGACUACAGUACCGUGCAGGAGCAGUUCGAGGCCUCCAAGGAAAAGCUGGCGCAGUCCGAAAGCGCGGUCGAGGAUCUUCGACAACAGCUCGACAAUGCUCUCGGAGCUGAGGACAUGAUUGAGGACCUCACCGAGCGCAACAUGAGCAUGGCCGAAGAGAUUGAGGAGCUCAAGGCCGUCAUCGAGGAUCUCGAAAACCUCAAGGAGAUCAAUGACGAGCUCGAGAUCAACCACGUACAAAACGAGAAGGAGAUGCAGGAGGAACUCGACUUCAAAGACAGCGUCAUUACGGAACAGGCCCGACGAGCCGGCCAGCAAGAGGAAGCCCUUGAAGAUAUGGAGUACACCCUUUCGAGGUUCAGAGAACUCGUCACGAGCCUGCAGGGCGACCUCGAGGACAUGCGCGCGUCGCACGCUGUCACCGAGGCCGAGUCGGAGCAAUUAGACAGCAAGUCCCGCGCCAUGAUGGACCUCAACAUGAAGCUCCAGAUCUCGGCUGCCAAGACACAGGUCAAGACGAUUGACCUGGAGCUUCGCCGUCUGGAGGCGCAAGAAGCGGAGCAACACCUCGAAAUCGUCAAGCUCUUCUUGCCCGAGACCUACCAGGAGGACCGCGACUCCGUACUGGCGCUCCUUCGCUUCAAGCGACUGGCGUUCAAGGCCACUCUGCUCCAGGGCUUCGUCAAGGAAGGGCGAGGGGUGAACUCAAAGGAGGCCAAGUGCGCCAGCGAGCUGCAGCGCUCUAUUGCGCUCAUGACCCAUCUCGCCGAAGUUCACCUCACGGAAGAUCUGCAAAGCUUCGCCGACGCCAUGCACAUGCGCGCUCUCGUCGUGCAAAGCCAUCUGGAUUCGGCCGCUGCGGCCAUUACGACCGCCAGGGGCAUGGUCCAGAGGGUUGUUCCCGAGUCUGGCGAGGACGACGAGAUGGCACAACACUUCAGCAAGAAGGCCGAGCACGUUGUCGGCCAGACACGCAGCACCAAGGUCAUUGCCAGCAAGGCCGUGCGCGCUCUCGAGGAUCUCAAGAACCGAUCUCUCUCGCUGGCUCGAGACGACAGCACGGAAGAGGCGUUUGAGCAGUGCGAAGAGGCCGCAAAGGAUCUCGCCGCACUGGCGCGCCAGAUUGGUCUCGACUUGCACAAGCUGCUGCAUGAGGAGGGCAGGACCGAGCCAUACACGCACGUGGAGGUGCAGAACACGAUGGCGCAGACGGCCCUGUCGGCCGGUUCGUCGACCGACUCGGAUCUCUUCUCGACCUACGUGACCAAGCUCCGGGUCGUCACGCAGCAGAUUACGGACCUUGCCGGCCUCAGUUCUGACCUGACGCAGACGCAAGAGUUUGAGCUCAACCCGGCCCCCUGGAAGCUCCGCUCCCAAGAACUCAAGGCUCUCAAGACGAUCCCUGUGGAUGCCGAAGAGGAGCUCCGCCGCGUCAAGGAGGAGCACAACGAGGCGCGCCGCACGAUUGCGCAGCGCGACGAGAGCCUCAGCACAGCGACGCUCAAGAUUGAAACGCUCGAGUCCCGCAUGCGCGACGCACACCAAAAGGCGUCGCGCAUCGCCGACCUCGAGCCCAGAUCGAGACGGCCAAGCAGCGCGCGCGGCGCUCAAGGGAGGACAUAG
Messenger RNA from Verticillium alfalfae VaMs.102, 2979 nucleotides. RefSeq names its product dynactin. The record is from RefSeq and is a predicted model, not a curated record. Lineage: Eukaryota; Fungi; Ascomycota; Sordariomycetes; Glomerellales; Plectosphaerellaceae. Bases 1 to 2979 code for a protein of 992 amino acids. Gene Ontology annotation, cellular component: microtubule associated complex; cell tip; spindle. The transcript has 4 exons. Gene Ontology annotation, biological process: establishment of mitotic spindle orientation; nuclear migration involved in conjugation with cellular fusion.